Molecule: messenger RNA, 3441 nt
Organism: Drosophila ficusphila
Lineage: Eukaryota; Metazoa; Arthropoda; Insecta; Diptera; Drosophilidae
Product: gamma-aminobutyric acid receptor alpha-like
Exons: 5
Coding region: 540-2612 (690 amino acids)
Biological process (GO): chemical synaptic transmission; regulation of membrane potential; signal transduction
Cellular component (GO): membrane; synapse; neuron projection
Molecular function (GO): neurotransmitter receptor activity; transmembrane signaling receptor activity; extracellular ligand-gated monoatomic ion channel activity
Source: RefSeq, a predicted model, not a curated record
GUUUAUAGCUGAUAACUGAUAACUGAAAAAGCCACUGGCUAAUUGGCCAAUCAAAAACUGCCAACUGCAAGUCCAACAAGUUCGCAGCAAUUAAAAGAAACUGGGGAAAGUCGUCGCAAAGGAGACGAGGACACGGGCCAAGACAAACGGAACUAAUGCCAGCCUGAAAGGAAUCUCAGAAAUUAAGAAGAAAACGCUUCAUGAAAUCGCCCUCGACCCGAGUGCAACUUCCGGUGCAUAAAUGAAAAUAAAUACGAGCGAGGACGAGUCAACACACAGCUCAGGAAAGAGGCACUGUCAUCAGCAGCAGGACCUCCAGAAUGGGAAUUUUAAUGGCAACGGGAUUGGGAACGGGAACGAGAAUGGGAAUGGCAAUGGGAAUGGCAAUGUCAGUGGGCGGGACUGUGGGAGCCACAGGCCAGUUGGAGCGACAAAAGUUAGACAAACGGAUGUGUAGAUUAGACCGGCAACAGCAGCAGAAGACUUCUGCUAAACAAUAGUUGCAGCCAGCGAACAAACAGCAAACAAAACCGAACAAUAUGUGCACAAUGCCAGCAACAACAGAUGCAUCCGGCUCCGGCGAUGCAUCAACUGACCUCAUCGCAGAAAGGAGCCACUCCUGCCACCAAGGACGCCGCUUAAACUUGCGCAUAUUUAAGCUUUUGAUUAGCUGCUGCCUCCUGGCGCUGAGCAUUUACCCCGGCGCCUGGCACUUGCCCAUCAGCCCCGGAUCGGGAUCCCUCUGGGUCAUGGCCGACAGCAUCAAGGGACGCGGCGAUGCCCAUCGGCUGGACGAUAUUCGCUCCCAGUCCCGCACCUCCUCCUCCUCACCCUCCUCCUGGCUCACCCAGAGCAACAACCACGCGAACAUAUCCGAGCUACUGGACAACCUGCUGCGCGGCUAUGACAACAGCAUUCGACCGGACUUCGGUGGACCUCCAGCCACAAUAGAAGUGGACAUAAUGGUUCGCAGCAUGGGACCAAUAUCAGAAGUGGAUAUGACCUACUCGAUGGACUGUUAUUUUCGGCAAUCCUGGGUGGAUAAACGUCUCGCGUUCGAGGGAGCCCAGGAUACGCUGGCCCUGAGCGUCUCGAUGUUGGCCCGGAUUUGGAAGCCGGAUACGUACUUUUACAACGGCAAGCAGAGCUAUUUGCACACGAUUACCACGCCGAAUAAGUUUGUGAGGAUCUAUCAGAACGGACGCGUCUUGUACUCCAGCCGGCUGACAAUUAAAGCCGGCUGCCCGAUGAAUCUCGCCGAUUUUCCCAUGGACAUACAAAAGUGUCCCCUGAAAUUCGGUUCAUUUGGCUACACCACGUCCGAUGUCAUCUACCGCUGGAACAAAGAGCGACCCCCCGUCGCCAUCGCCGAGGACAUGAAGCUGUCGCAAUUCGAUUUGGUCGAUUGUCCUGCCGGCAAUUUGACGGACAUUGUGUAUAAGGCGGCUGCUCCGAGGCCCCAACGUCGUCCGUUCAGCAACAAGGAUCCCCCAAGGCCCACCAGCAAGGUGCUGACCACUUUCGCCGGUCCGGCGGCGAAGAACCAGCAUGUUCGCGGCACAGGACUCAAGCUGGACAAGGGAGCCUUCGGAACGGGGAGGGAUGCGACUGGUGGAGCGGGGUCAUCCACCGGUCUGACUGGAACCAUCACCCUGGAGACCAAUCAUCCAUCGGAGUACUCGAUGCUGAUGGUGAACUUCCACCUGCAGCGGCACAUGGGCAACUUCCUGAUCCAGGUGUACGGUCCUUGCUGCCUGCUGGUGGUCCUCAGCUGGGUGUCCUUCUGGCUGAACCGCGAGGCCACCGCGGACAGGGUUUCCCUCGGGAUCACCACGGUGCUGACGAUGACCUUCCUCGGACUGGAGGCGCGCACGGAUCUGCCCAAGGUGUCCUACCCCACGGCGCUGGACUUCUUCGUGUUCCUCUCGUUCGGCUUCAUCUUCGCCACCAUCCUGCAGUUCGCCGUGGUGCACUACUACACCAAGUACGGAUCGGGGGAGUGCUACUUCAUCAUCGAGGAGCUCGACUCGGACUCCGGCGAAUCGGAGACGGAGCCGCUGACCUCGGACUUCCGAGGCAGCACGGACUCCAAGAUCUACGAGGUGAUCCCGCUCUCCAUGUGCGCCAUCAACAUGCCUCCGCCACCCAGCAGUCGGCUGGGCAUGCUGGCCGCCCGGAGUCGUGGUCCCCGCAACCGGCGACAUGGCCUGUGGACCAUGAAGCUCCUGGGCCUUUUCGACUGGCGGCGGAGGAGAAAGCCGCCGCGGGCGGACUCCGACGGGGAGGAGGACGACGAGCAGACGCAGCUGAGGGUCAACGAGGCUCCGUCCACAUCCGCCGCGGCUGCCGCGGCUCAGGCUGCUGCGGCGCAGGCUUCACGGACCAGUCCUUCCAGCGGAGGACGCCGCAGGAUGUCCUACUACCGCCGCGAGGAGAUGGAGGCCCGCCGGAAGGGCAAACGCACGCCACAGUACAACUCCGUGUCGAAGAUCGACCGCGCCUCGCGGAUCGUCUUCCCGCUGCUCUUCAUCCUGAUCAACGUGUUCUACUGGUACGGCUACCUGUCGCGGAGUGCGCGGAUUCUGGCUAACACUCCGGACGCGAGCACCUGAUGUUACCUUUUAGCAAUUUAGACAGGGUCCUCGAAGAAAUCAGCAAGCGAUCGCCGGCAGCGAACAGACAACUAAGGUUGGUGGUAAACGAUGCGUCAGCCCGUUAACUUGGCCAUUUCAAAUGGAUUUGGUAACAACGUGCAGCUGAUGCCCCGCUUUCGACCAGCUUAAAAAAACGAGUGGGGGGGAAAGAAGUUGGGGAAUCGGGAAAAGCAGGGGAUGGGUUUAACUUUUCGGAUUCAGUUACGCUCUAUUCUGAUUUGCUACCAAACGUGACAUCGCUUUUUGUGAUUUCUUUUCGCGCUAAAUUGCUAAAGUACAGAAAACAGAACUCAACUCUAACAUAUCAGAGGACUUGCUAAAACGGACACCCCUUAAAUAUCGAGCUUUAAAAGAAGAAACAUUUUCAUUGAUUAAUUAAUGCAUUUUCCAAACAAAAAGUUUGUCUUCUCAUUCAAGAAUAUAUAUCAAAAUCGGAUCUUCUGUGAUACUUCCUUGCGUGAUUCUGCCAACUAUUUGAUAAAAGCCAGGGGUGUCCUGUAAAUUUGUUGUACAGCUAACCAAUAAGUUAACUAGUUUCGGUUUUGCGUGUAUUUUAAAUGGUUAAUGUUAAUUUCAAUGUCACAGCACAAGGAAUUUGCACUUAGUUGAGGAAUUCGUUUAGUUCACUGCAAAUUAAAACUUUUACAUGGGAUCACCGAGAAAUAGGGAAAAAGUAUUAGGAAAUUGCCGUCUCUGCUUUUCUGUCCCGGCAAGUAAUAGUGGGUAAGCCAGUAUUUCAAUAAGUCACACAGCCUAUAUUGUUAAUUCAAGAAAAGUGUACGGGCCU